Molecule: messenger RNA, 1768 nt
Organism: Coffea eugenioides
Lineage: Eukaryota; Viridiplantae; Streptophyta; Magnoliopsida; Gentianales; Rubiaceae
Product: stearoyl-[acyl-carrier-protein] 9-desaturase, chloroplastic-like
Exons: 3
Coding region: 285-1478 (397 amino acids)
Biological process (GO): fatty acid biosynthetic process
Cellular component (GO): chloroplast stroma
Molecular function (GO): stearoyl-[ACP] desaturase activity
Source: RefSeq, a predicted model, not a curated record
UCUCCAUUUCUGUGCUGUCCGUCCGUCUCUCCUUCCCAACGAUCUAAACCAUCACAAUUACUCCUCCUCACUUAAAUACUAAUCACUCAUCACUUCCUUUCUCUUGCCCCCUCCAUUCUAUUCCUCUCAGCCUUUUGUUUUCUUUGUCAAUUCUGCCUCUCUUUCACCAAUUCCAACUGCUAGAGCGCCUUCUAUAAAGCACUCGUUCUUACAAACACAAACCGUUUCCUUUUUCAGUCAGAGAAAGAAAGCAUCGACAUAGGAGUUAUCGAAACUAGUCUGAUAUGGCAUUGAAACUCAAUGCUGUGAGCUUCCCAACCAGCAAGGUGUCUGCAUUCCCAAAUGGGUCUCGCCCCAGCAGAUCUCAUAACAGAGUUUUCAUGGCGUCCACUCUUCAUUCCCCUUCUUCUCUGGAUGUUAAGACUGUGAAGAAGCCUUUCACCCCACCAAGAGAGGUGCAUGUUCAAGUGACUCAUUCAAUGCCACCAGAAAAGCGCGAGAUUUUCAAAUCUCUGGAUGGUUGGGCUGAGAAGAACAUUUUGGUGCUACUAAAGGAUGUUGAGAAAUCAUGGCAGCCCAGUGAUUUUCUCCCAGACCCUGCCUCUGAAGGAUUUGAGGAACAGGUAAAGGAACUGAGGGAAAGAUCCAAGGAAAUUCCUGAUGACUACUUCAUCGUGUUGGUUGGAGAUAUGAUUACUGAGGAAGCACUUCCAACUUACCAGACUAUGCUUAACACUCUUGAUGGAGUUCGAGAUGAAACUGGUGCCAGUCCUACUUCUUGGGCAGUUUGGACUAGGGCAUGGACUGCUGAAGAGAAUAGGCAUGGUGACCUUCUCAACAAAUAUCUCUUUCUUUCUGGAAGGGUGGAUAUGAAGCAAAUUGAAAAGACUAUCCAGUACCUGAUCGGUUCUGGGAUGGACCCUCGCACAGAAAACAACCCCUAUCUUGGUUUCAUUUACACCUCGUUCCAGGAGCGGGCAACUUUCAUUUCCCAUGGGAACACUGCCAGGCUUGCCAAGGAAUUCGGCGACCUGAAACUGGCACAAAUAUGUGGGACAAUUGCUGCAGAUGAGAAGCGCCAUGAAACUGCAUAUACCAAGAUCGUUGAGAAGCUAUUUGAGAUUGACCCAGAUGACACUAUGGUGGCCCUAUCAGACAUGAUGAGGAAAAAAAUCUCAAUGCCCGCACACCUGAUGUAUGAUGGCAGGGAUGACAACCUCUUUGAACACUUCUCUGCUGUAGCACAGCGCCUUGGAGUCUACACUGCCAAGGACUAUGCAGAUAUUUUGGAGUUUCUGGUUGGAAGAUGGAAAGUGGAGAAAUUGACAGGCCUUUCCAGUGAGGGGCGUAAAGCUCAAGAUUAUGUAUGUGGGCUGGCACCAAGGUUUAGAAAAUUGGAGGAGAGAGCCCAAGCAAGGGCGAAGCAGGCAUCAGCUGUUCCCUUUAGCUGGGUUUUUGGUAAAGAAAUCAUGCUUUAAAAGCCCAGCAUGAAAAGAUCUAUUUUCUGAGGAGCACUGAAGCAGGCAUCAUCCAGUAUUUGCUUUUCUUUUUCCCCCCCACCAGUGUCUGUUUGGGAGUAUUGAGUAUUAGAAAUAGUUGCAGGAUUGCUUGUAGUGACUAAGUUAAAUAGUUUUUCUGUUUUCUGUCAAAAGAUGGUUUGUUAGCUAAAAUGAGUAUGUGGGAACCUUGUAUAUACACUUGGCUUUAUAUCGGAACUGUGUUACAAAAAUAUUUAAUUGGGCAUAUGUCUUUACCUUGGCUCUUUGAA